AUGUCGGAGGGAACCAAGGAGCCCGAUGGUGGCGAGGAGAAGGUGGUUCUCAAGACCCACGACGGCCAGGAGUUUACCGUGGACAUGGCCACCGCCAACCGAUCCGGUACACUCAAGAACCUCCUCUCGGAAGUCGGUGGCAGCAGCGACAACCCGCAAGUGAUCCCCCUCCCGAGUAGCAUCACCAGCCCGGUGCUCGGCAAGGUGGUGGAGUACUGCCAGCGGCACGCGGGCGGCGGCGGCGGCACGGGGGGCGUGCAAGCGCUGGAGCAAUUCGACGAGGAGUUGGUGGAGCUCGACAAGGACAUGCUGUUGGACGUCACCUACGCAGCCGCGUUCCUCGACGUGCCGCGGCUGCUCGACCUCACCAGCCAGGCCGUGGCCGACGCCAUCAAGAAGAUGUCCGUGGAGGAAGUCAGGCACUACUUCGGCGUCGUCUCCGACUUCACCGAAGAGGAAGAGAAGGUGAUUCGGAGCGAGUGUCCCUGGGCCUUCGAAUGA
Molecule: messenger RNA, 501 nt
Organism: Musa acuminata AAA Group (dessert banana)
Lineage: Eukaryota; Viridiplantae; Streptophyta; Magnoliopsida; Zingiberales; Musaceae
Product: SKP1-like protein 5
Exons: 1
Coding region: 1-501 (166 amino acids)
Biological process (GO): SCF-dependent proteasomal ubiquitin-dependent protein catabolic process
Cellular component (GO): cytoplasm; nucleus
Molecular function (GO): cullin family protein binding
Source: RefSeq, a predicted model, not a curated record